Molecule: messenger RNA, 405 nt
Organism: Aspergillus viridinutans
Lineage: Eukaryota; Fungi; Ascomycota; Eurotiomycetes; Eurotiales; Aspergillaceae
Exons: 2
Coding region: 1-405 (134 amino acids)
Source: RefSeq, a predicted model, not a curated record
AUGAGGGGCAUCAUGUCAGACUCUACAAGGUUGAAGCCUGACGAGAUCGUGUGCACAGCCGAGGCGCAGCGUCUCAAGAAAACGUCCGUCUGGCAUGCUCGAGUUGCUCAGGCGCUCCUCCUGCAUGACAACUCCAAGGCAGCUCUCGAAGAAUUCCAGAUCUCUCUUGAUGAACAUCACAGGAACCCUAUCCUGAGCAAACAAGCGCUAUCUAGACAUGGGUCGCGCAUGUACCGAGACCGGAAGGUACAAGGAGGCAUUAGAGCAACUGAUCUUGCCGAGUCGCUGCAUGACGCCUCCUGGGAGCGUGGCUGGCAGGAUCCUGUCGGCAAACUGCUAAACACAGCGCAGAUGGAGCACUUUGCGAAAAUGACCGACAAAGCUGCUGCCACCGCAAAUGAAUGA